This is a messenger RNA of Medicago truncatula (barrel medic), 1739 nucleotides long. Its product is annotated as putative serine/threonine-protein kinase. Lineage: Eukaryota; Viridiplantae; Streptophyta; Magnoliopsida; Fabales; Fabaceae. Gene Ontology annotation, biological process: protein phosphorylation. The record is from RefSeq and is a predicted model, not a curated record. Gene Ontology annotation, molecular function: ATP binding; protein kinase activity. Bases 133 to 1263 code for a protein of 376 amino acids. The transcript has 6 exons.
CCUUUAGACCGUGUUUUCUUCUUUAUCUGUUCCUUCAAACAUGUCCUUUUUCUCUCAUUCUCUUCAUAUAUUAUACACCCAAAUUCCUUAACCAACCAAAUUAAUCUUUUAUUCUUUUUUUUUUCUUAAGCUAUGAAAUUCUCACUUUUCGCUUGUUUCUCAUCAUGGGAUACUGAAAAUAACAACAUCAACAACGAUUAUGCUGAGGGAGAUAUUAAUGAUGGAAGUUUUCGUGUAUUCACUUAUAACCAAUUGAAAUCUGCUACUAAUAAUUUUGAUCACAAAAUUGGUCAAGGUGGAUUUGGCUCUGUUUAUAAGGGGAGGCUCAUGGAUGGAUCAUUUGUGGCAGUGAAAGUGCUUUCUGUUGAGACUGAAUCUAUGAGAGGAGAGAGGGAAUUUGUUGCAGAAUUGGCUGCACUAUCAAAUAUAAAGCACCAAAAUCUUGUUGGUUUUAAAGGGUGUUGUGUUGAAGGAGCAAAAAGAUAUUUAGUCUAUGAUUAUAUGGAGAAUAAUAGCCUCCAUCACACUUUCUUAGGUUCUGAGGAGAGAAGGAUGAGGUUCAGUUGGGAAUCAAGGAGGAAUAUAUCUAUUGGCGUGGCUCGUGCAAUAUCCUAUCUUCAUGAGGAGUUGAAGCCUCAUAUAGUACAUAGAGAUAUCAAAGCCAAAAAUAUACUAAUUGACAGAAAUUUCACACCAAAAGUUGCAGAUUUUGGUUUGGCCAAAUUAAUGAGAGAUGAAACAUCUUACAUUAGUACUAAAGUUGCAGGAACAUUGGGUUAUUUGGCUCCAGAGUAUGCUAGUUCUGGACAACUAAGAAGAAAAUCAGAUGUUUAUAGCUUUGGAGUAUUGCUUUUACAAAUUAUCACUGGCUUGGCUGUGGUAGAUGCUUAUACAGACAUUGAACGUUUCAUUGUAGAAAAGGCUUGGGCAGCUUAUGAGGCUAAUGAUCUAUUAAGAAUAGUUGAUCCAGUGCUUAAUAAAAACUAUUCAGUGGAAGAAGCCAUAAAAUUCCUCAAAGUGGGGUUACUUUGCGUGCAAGAAACAGCAAGACUUAGGCCAAAAAUGUCGGAGGUUGUAGAAAUGUUGACCAACAACAAUGUUGAUCAUAUGAAAGAGGUUAAGAUUUCAAAACCAGGUUUUGUUGCUGACCUCAGAAACAUUAGAAUAAAACAACACAAGAUAACUGACUCCCCACAAUCUGGUUCUUCUCCAGGAGCAUCCUUUGCAAGCUCCAUCUGGAGUAUGGGAAAUCUCGCCCGUUGAUUUAGAUCAAGAUUUCGCGACGUGUUUAUUGCAAGAAAAAUAUUUUGUCGUUUAUAAUUUUUUUUUGUCUCACUUAUGCGCAUUCUUGCAUGAGAUUUUUACUAGUUUAGGAUUAGAAUUGUGACAAAUUGGUCACCGUGUAUAGAUAGCAAUAGCGCUUAAGAGAUUUCAUAAAAUCCUAUUAUAGUGUUCAUAAUCAAUUUUUAGUUCUUAGGAUUGGUUGCAUCAUCAUGCAAUUUAGGUUAAUUGGUUUUUUUAAUUUUUGUGUGGAAUUGCUUCUAUGUACUUAAGUUUAUUUAUUUUUUUCUGACUUGCAUUGGCGUGCUCAGUGGGCAUAGGGGAAUAAUUAAUUAUACACAACAAGUGGAGGGCCAUGCAAUGUUAGAUCUUGUGUAUCAAUUUUCCAAGUUAGUUGAACUUGAAUGUAAAUUUAUCAUGAAAAAGACAUAACAGAGAGAAUAAAUCGCCCCUUCAAA